Porites evermanni is the source of this 2046-nucleotide messenger RNA. Lineage: Eukaryota; Metazoa; Cnidaria; Anthozoa; Scleractinia; Poritidae. The record is from the annotation of a GenBank genome assembly.
AUGAUAGAGAUGGGAAGGCAAGUGAAUGUUGCUCAAAUGGAAGUAAAUUUAGCUCGUACACGUGAUCGCUUAGCAUCAAAUCAAGUCGAGCUUGCCCGUGCAUUGCUUCAACAACACCGUUAUGCCGAGCAAUCCAUGAGUAUUAACAAAAUUAAAGAACAAGAACAACUGGGGAUCAGACUAGCAAACAAACUGAAACGUCUAGACGUUAACGAAAUGGUAACAGUCGAAAGUCUUUCGUUCUCAACAUCGAUGACUUCAUCCACAAAAAGUUUGUUGCCGUUCGUAGCAUCUGUUAAAGACGUUGAUGGGAAUGACAAAUUUGUCGAGUUUCCCAUAGAAUUUAAAAAAAUUGACUACUCCUUAGCUUCAGCUUCGAAGCUUGUCAUACAAAUGCUCUUUGGAAAACUUAAUUCUAGACAAAAACGAUCAACACAUGACGAGUUUCUGGGAGAUAAACUAGGCAUGGACAAUGGCCAAAGUAUGUGCUUUUUUUCCCACCAGGCAAAUGCUCUCUUUACAGAUAUCAUAAACUCUCUAGAAUUUCUAGUCGAAAGAACAGAUGCAUACUUUCAAGCUAUUUCAUCAGGAAUUGAGGAAGUUGAUUCAUUGGUCAUGCAUUCGGCAAAAAAAUCAUUUUCGCCCACUCUGGAGCCUCAAAAAUCCUUCAGCGAAAUGAUGCAGUCCCUUAAAGAUAAUUACAUCGAUAUUACAAGUACGACAACAUGGGAAACCAUUCUUGAAAACUGGCGCGUCCAUCUCAAUGUCUUGACUGGAGGCAGGAAUUUUACAAAGUGUUCAGGAACUGAGGAUUGUUUGGAGUAUUUCUUUCGUAAUUUGGAUGAAUUCUAUCUGUUCGAAUAUAGUCAUCGGGCACUCGAGAUUAAGCAAAACUUACAUGAGAUGAAAAUGGUUUUCAAUAGCUUGUUACAAAGACAUUCUUCAUUUACUAAAGUAAAAGAAAUUGUACCUAUAGCCAAGGCCUUACUAAACAAAACUAAAGACGACUCAGUAUUAUGCGGAACCAGCCCGGUCAUUGUUAAAAGCUCACCCGCAGAAGUUGUGGUCCUUAUUGGUGGUACAGUAAACCUUACAUGCUUAGUUGCAAACUCAAGCGAAGUGGAAAUCGUUUGGAUUAAAAACGAAAGGGUUAUAGAGGAUAUGAACGAUGAAGUGCUUGUUCUUAGAAAUGCGACAACACAAACCGAAGGAGCUUACAAAUGCGCUGUCUCAAACAACAGGGGUGUAACAGCAUCCAAUGUUAGUUUUGUGAUGGUGCAUAAAGCGCCUAGUAUCACCAAUCAUCCACGUGACGUUCGCGUUCUAGUUGGAACUGAAACAUUGUUAAUGACAUGUAGUAGUGACGGAGUUCCAAGGCCAACCACAGAGUGGUUUUUUAAGCCACGCAGUGGAAAAGUUGUGCGAUUGAAUUCCUCCAAUCGCAUGUUAAUCAAGAAAAACCUAACAUCUCAGGACUCGGGAUUUUAUUACUGUAAUGUUUCAAACAUACACGGAACAAUUACAAGCAGAAUGGCGAGGCUCGAUGUCCUGGAAUUCACUGCAGGCAGACCUCGAAUCGUUGUAAAUCUGAAAUUUGCCCGUUGUGCAAUUGCAGACUUUCCAGACAACGAUUCAAACUGUACCGAUCACCAUUACACAUCUGCCCUGCAGUUGGAUUAUGCUGGUGUACACAACUUCUUCACAGAGAUCACUGCUAAGAUGAGAUGGGCAUGGAACCAAAUAGAGAGACUCGAUUUCAGUUUACACACAAAUGUUUCGUUGUCCUUUGUUAUCACAUCCAAUGGAAGCGAUACAUCAAAGCGUACCAGCUCAGACUUAUUCGAUACUUUGAAUAGCAUUUCCCUUUCACGUUACAAACUUGCCAGGGAUUUGCGGUCUUUUCGGGCUGCUCUUUUGGAGAGGAAAUUUAUCUUUCUCAAGAAGAACGCGCUGAUCGUCCCCAGAAUGGGAGGUUUCGCUGCUAGACUUAUCACCCAGAAGUGUCCUGAAGGAAAACAAGCCGAUGAAAAUGGAUUAUCUCUUUGC